AAUCACAGACGGUCGAUGUGGCUGAGAUUCGAAUUCAGUUGAAACCGCGUAAUUCGAGCUCACCUUAUCAAACCCUGUGAUUGAACUGAGGCAUCGAUUUCAAUCAUUGAGUCGCUUUGAAUGCUCGCCAUCCCAAAUAUAAAUAGACUGGAUAAUUGCAGACCAAGAACGCGAUCCGGUACUGGAUUCUAGCCAUCUGAUCUUGGAAUUAGCCGGUCACGAGUGACAACAAUCAACGUCGUUAUUAGGCUUCGACGACGACCUGUUCUUUGUCCUUUUGGACGCUGUGGGACAACAAUCCAUCCACACAUUAGACUUGGCAUGGCUUUUGAGUGAUAUUUUAUGUCGUUUUGGGAUUGAUAGAACUCCAGCACCAUUCCUUUGUAUUUGUAUAUUCCUAAUUUAAUUUCGAUUUACAAUGGAUGGAUCAGAACUUCAUUCCGUGUUUGAUGGAACGGUCCCAUCGGUGCUGAUGGUCUUGAUCGAGAUUACUUUGGUGGUGUGCUUUCUCCUUGGGUCAGCUUUAAAUACAAUCUUGUUAUUGGUUUAUAUUCGAAGAAGAGGUUUCAGGUCGCAGAUCAGUAAUAAGUUUCUCUUGAACUUGGUCUUCUCGAAUCUAUUGUGGAACUUAGUCCUCAUCCCUAUCUUGUUGUUCGACAACGCUAUAAGCACCUUGGAGGACCCAGAAUUUCGUUCCAAAGUGGCCUACACCGUGUUCCAAUUUUUCCUAAUCUUCGGAACAUGUGCCUCUCUUCUCUCUCAACUUCUCAUUGGAACGGACCAAUACUUGGCUGUGGUGGAUCCACUCCAUUAUAACACCAGAGUAAACACUAAACGGUGUUAUUUCAUGUGUGGUGCAGUGUGGGGAUUGAGUUUCAUGGUGGCCACUCUAAAUGUCAUCAAUUAUGAAGAGCUUGGCGUUGUUGUUUCAAACAUUCCGAUUGUUUUCAACACUUGGCCAAGUCCCAGCCAAGCACCCAGCGUUUCCACCAGUGUGUUUACAUCAAGUUUUGCGGUCAUGCUUUUUCUGGUUCCGUUCGGAGUGCUCACGUUUAUGUAUUCAAAAAUAUUCGGGGCUGCUCACAAAAACACCAUGAGGACAAGGCACAACUCGAUCAAUUC
Tigriopus californicus is the source of this 1122-nucleotide messenger RNA. Its product is annotated as probable G-protein coupled receptor No18. Gene Ontology annotation, biological process: G protein-coupled receptor signaling pathway. The record is from RefSeq and is a predicted model, not a curated record. Gene Ontology annotation, molecular function: G protein-coupled receptor activity. Lineage: Eukaryota; Metazoa; Arthropoda; Copepoda; Harpacticoida; Harpacticidae. Gene Ontology annotation, cellular component: membrane.